UUUGCCGUUGUCAAAAUAUUAAGAAAAAAGUGUAUAUCUGUUUGAUAAACCGUAAAUUAAAAUUAAUAGUUUCCUGCUUAAAAGUAAAUUACACAAAAACAUAUACAUACAAAAUGGGCAAGAAGACCGAUAAUAAUCCUGAGACCAACAAUGUAUCCUCCGGCGCUGAAGAGGAGGAGGAGGAAUAUGCAGUGGAGAAAAUUUUAGAUCGUCGUGUGCGCAAAGGAAAGGUGGAAUACUAUCUUAAGUGGAAGGGCUAUGCAGAGACUGAAAAUACUUGGGAACCGGAAGGGAACCUUGAUUGUCAGGAUCUCAUACAACAAUAUGAGCUGAGUCGCAAAGACGAGGCCAAUGCAGCGGCCUCUACAUCUUCAAGUAACACAAAAAAAGAUCGGCCAGGCAGCAGUGCCAAGGUCAAGGAAACGGGACGCACCAGUACAACAACCAGUAACAGCAGUGGCGGAGGCGGUGGCGCUGGCGGCGGCAAACGAAAGUCUGAAGAACCAGCUGCACCAGCAACUAACAAAACGAAACGCGUCGAUUCGGAUGAUAGCGGCGAUCUAAUACCCGCCGGUGGCACUGGCUUCGAUCGUGGCCUGGAGGCAGAAAAAAUAUUGGGCGCCUCCGAUAAUAAUGGCCGGCUAACAUUCCUUAUACAAUUUAAGGGUGUCGAUCAAGCGGAAAUGGUGCCAUCAACAGUGGCUAACGUUAAGAUACCUCAAAUGGUAAUACGCUUCUAUGAAGAGCGCCUCUCUUGGUAUUCGGACAACGAAGACUAAGUGUCAUCACGAUUUUAUUGUUCAAGUAUAUAUUUUAUCCUCAGCAUAAUAUACUUAAAAUUAUGUAUUUUUAUCAUUAAAUUCCAUCAAAUAAACGUAA
Messenger RNA from Drosophila hydei, 879 nucleotides. RefSeq names its product heterochromatin protein 1 (gene Su(var)205). Gene Ontology annotation, molecular function: chromatin binding. Gene Ontology annotation, biological process: negative regulation of transcription by RNA polymerase II; chromatin organization. Gene Ontology annotation, cellular component: pericentric heterochromatin; nucleus. The transcript is spliced from 5 exons. Lineage: Eukaryota; Metazoa; Arthropoda; Insecta; Diptera; Drosophilidae. Bases 114 to 779 code for a protein of 221 amino acids. The record is from RefSeq and is a predicted model, not a curated record.